Messenger RNA from Condylura cristata (star-nosed mole), 1467 nucleotides. RefSeq names its product LIM domain only 3 (rhombotin-like 2) (gene LMO3). Gene Ontology annotation, molecular function: transcription coactivator activity; DNA-binding transcription factor binding. Gene Ontology annotation, biological process: positive regulation of transcription by RNA polymerase II. Lineage: Eukaryota; Metazoa; Chordata; Mammalia; Eulipotyphla; Talpidae. The record is from RefSeq and is a predicted model, not a curated record. The transcript is spliced from 4 exons. Gene Ontology annotation, cellular component: nucleus. Bases 158 to 649 code for a protein of 163 amino acids.
UUCCCCAGCCUCUCCUAAUGAGGCAUAAACUGGAGCUGCAGCUCAGCUCCGCACUGCAACUUUCAGUCGGGCUGCAGCUCUGCUGAGACGGUUUUGUUUAAAUCAUGUGAGGCUUCAUUAUUUUUAUGAUGAGACAUGAAAUAGAUGCAGGCGGAAGAUGUUGAUGGAAGGAGGGAGCGCGGCUGCCGCGCGGCACGUCUCAAGUAUACAAAUGCUCUCAGUCCAGCCAGACACCAAGCCGAAAGGUUGUGCUGGCUGCAACCGAAAGAUCAAGGACCGGUAUCUUCUAAAGGCACUGGACAAAUACUGGCAUGAAGACUGCCUGAAGUGCGCCUGCUGCGACUGUCGCUUGGGAGAGGUGGGCUCCACCCUGUACACUAAAGCUAAUCUUAUCCUUUGUCGCAGAGACUAUCUGAGGCUCUUUGGUGUCACGGGAAACUGCGCUGCCUGUAGUAAGCUCAUUCCUGCCUUUGAGAUGGUGAUGCGUGCCAAGGACAACGUCUACCACCUGGACUGCUUUGCAUGUCAGCUUUGUAAUCAGAGAUUUUGUGUUGGAGAUAAAUUUUUCCUAAAGAAUAACAUGAUCCUUUGCCAGACGGACUACGAGGAAGGUUUAAUGAAAGAAGGCUAUGCACCCCAGGUUCGCUGAUCUAUCACCCCAAUAAGAAUACAAAAAGCACUACAUUCUUUUAUCUUUUUUGCUCCACGUGUAUAUAAGAAUUGACACAGGAACCAACUGAAUAGCGUAGAUAUAGGAAAGCAGGAUGGUUCUAUUGGAAUAAAAGGCGGACUGCAUCUGUAUGUAGUGAAAUGGCCCCAGUUCAGAGUUGAAUGUUUAUUAUUAAAGAAAACAGUAAUGUACAUAUUGCUGGAUUUUUUUGCUUGCUAUUCGUUUUUGUGUCACUUGGCAUGAGAUGUUUAUUUUGGACUAUUGUAUAUAAUGUAUUGUAAUAUUUGAAGCACAAAUGUAAUACAGUUUUAUUGUGUUACCAUUUGUGUUCUGUUUGCUUUGUAUUGUUGCAUUUAGUACAAUCAGUGUUGAAACUUACUGUAUAUUUAUGCUUUCUGUAUCUACCAGCUAUUUUAAAUGAGCUGUAACUUUCUAGUAAAGAAUUGAAGAGCAAAUCUCACUAAUGAUACACAUAUAGAUAAAGCAAGUCUAUCAACGUUAAAAAUACUAAAAAAUAAAAUCACACACAAAGCAUUUUAGCAACAUCCAUUAUUAUUGCCAUUAUGAUUUAGUGUUCCCGUUAUAACCCCCUAUUUUCAGGGGGUUAAAGAUCAGCUUUAAAAAAAUACAUACAAAUUCAACCUUACAGCACUUUCAUUUUACAACAUAUGAAAAGUGCCAUUUUUAGAAUGACUUUAAAACUUAACCAUUAUCCUUUUACUAUCCUUUUUUGUGCUUUUCUGCCAAUAGAAUGACUUUGUUUAUUUUCAGCCAUUCACCUCUUAUGUGACCUAGUG